AUGUCCUUCGGUACAGCCGACGAGUGGACAAUUCCCGAAGACCAGGCACUGCCCGUCCUCAAGCAUGCUUUCGACAGAGGCAUCAACACAUGGGACACCGCUGAUGUCUAUUCCUUCGGCGAGUCAGAGCGCAUCGUGGGCAAAGCUCUCAAGACGUACAACAUCCCUCGCGAGCGGGUGGUCAUCUUGUCCAAAUGCUACGCCGGCAUUCCGAACCCGGGCGAUCUGGAUGGUUUAUCAGAGCAGGAGCGAGUGGCUUACAUGGGGAUCAACGGCGGCAUCAUGGUGAACCGCAUCGGGCUGUCUCGCAAGCACAUCUUUGACGCCGUGGAUGCCAGCCUCGAACGACUCGGCACGUAUCUGGAUGUUCUCCAGAUCCACCGACUCGAUCGCGACACGCCCCGGGAAGAAAUCAUGCGGGCGCUCAACGACGUGGUGGAAAGUGGGAAGGUCCGCUAUCUCGGCGCAAGCUCGAUGAAUGCCUGGGAGUUCCAAGCCCUGAAUCACAUCGCCGAGAAAAACGGCUGGCACAAAUUCAUCAGCAUGCAAGACCACUAUUCGCUUCUGCAUCGCGAAGAAGAACGCGAGAUGAUCCCGUACUGCCGUGACGCGGGCAUCGGCUUGAUCCCUUGGUCGCCGCUGGCGCGUGGCCUUCUGACGCGCCCGUACAAAGCACAGCCGACGGUGCGUCAGGCGAGCGAUGUCUAUACGCAAUUCAUGAUCGGCCCGACUACAGACACGGACAUUGCCAUUAUCAACCGAGUGGAGGAGAUGGCGAAAUCUAAGGAUUGCAGCAUGGCCCAGAUCGGUAUCGCGUGGUGCUUGAAGAAGGGCGUCAACCCUAUUGUUGGAUUGUCCAGCACUGGUAGAGUGGACGAGGCUGCGCAGGCUGUAACGCUGUUUGAAGAGGGCUUUCUGAGUGAUGAAGAUGCCAAGCACCUGGAUGAGUUGUAUAUUCCCAAGCUGCCUACCGGUUGGUAA
Messenger RNA from Penicillium alfredii, 981 nucleotides. RefSeq names its product aldo/keto reductase. Bases 1 to 981 code for a protein of 326 amino acids. NCBI's taxonomy places the organism in Eukaryota, Fungi, Ascomycota, Eurotiomycetes, Eurotiales, Aspergillaceae. The transcript has 3 exons. The record is from RefSeq and is a predicted model, not a curated record.